Messenger RNA from Cuscuta europaea, 1970 nucleotides. Lineage: Eukaryota; Viridiplantae; Streptophyta; Magnoliopsida; Solanales; Convolvulaceae. The record is from the annotation of a GenBank genome assembly.
CUAAAUUUGAGCCCAACUAUCGAAGAGGUUUUCGCCCAGGCAAGAAGUCUUUGCGUUUUGACAAUUUGAACAAAGUCGACCCAAUAGGCAAUAGCACCAUAGCAGAGACGACUUAGAUCAACACUCACGAAGAAGAGACUCUUCCCAACAAUGGAAGCUCUGGCGAUGCGCCUUCGAUCGGCCAUUGUUCUUUUCUUCUUUGCUUCACUAUAUUUAUUAGUUGGUUCAUCGUCUCCGGAGCUUCAUAUCAUCAACGCCGAACGUAGAGUAGACCUGAAUUCUCACAUUGUCCGAACUUACUUGACAUUGAAGGUUGAAAAUGCUGGAGAAUCUCCAGCUUCAGAAAUCCUUCUGUGUUUCUCACCAGAACAAGCUGAUCAUCUAGCAGUGCUUAAAGCAGCUUCUGUUUCUGGUAAGAAGAAAAAGACCUCUUAUCUGCCUCUUGAAGUGAAGCUAGCUAACCGUCCUGAUGGGCCAAAUGGAGCUAAAUACUAUUCUAUAUCUUUGCUCAAGUCAUUGAGCAAAGGUGAAUCUGUGUCUAUUGAAGUACUCUAUGUACUCACACAUUCACUUGUACCUUUCCCAGCGGAAAUAAGCCAGUCUGAGUCUCAGCUAGUGUAUUAUCAUGACAGUGCUAUAAUACUAUCACCAUAUGUUAUUAAACAGCAAGUUACUUUUAUAAAGACACCAAGUACUAAGAUUGAGUCCUUCACAAGUAUGGAACCAACUGAUCAUGCUGGGACACAAAUAAAGUAUGGUCCAUAUGAGGAGCGCUCUCCAUAUUCGUACUUUCCCAUAAUUGUUCAUUUUGAAAAUAACAAUGCAUUUGCUGUUGUGGAGGAGCUUGUACGUGAAAUUGAAAUUUCUCACUGGGGCAGUAUCCAGAUUACAGAGCAUUAUACUCUAAUGCAUGCCGGUGCUCGGCAUAAAGGUGUUUUCUCAAGGGUUGACUACCAGUCUCGACCAUCUCAGAGUGGCGCCUCUUCAUUCAAGAACCUCCUUGCUGAACUACCUCCUAGAGUUCAUUCAGUGUAUUACAGAGAUAAUAUAGGGAACAUUUCUUCCUCUCGUUUGCGUACCAAUGCAAAGAAGUCGGAACUUUUGAUUGAGCCACGAUACCCUCUGUUCGGAGGGUGGAAAGCCACCUUUGUCCUUGGGUAUGGAGUUCCAUUGAAUGACUUUCUUUAUGAAUCUGCUAAUGGUGAUCGUUACCUAAAUUAUAGUUUCGGGUGCCCUCUAGCAGAGACUGUUGUUGACAAGUUGACCAUCAAGGUGGUCCUUCCAGAAGGUUCGAAGAACCCAUCUGCUGUGGUACCUUUUCCUGUCAAACAGAGUUUAGAGAAAAAGUACUCAUACCUAGAUAUUGCUGGGAGGACUGUUGUGGUCCUUGAAAAGAAUAAUGUAGUUCCUGAGCACAACACUCCAUUCCAGGUCUAUUACCAGUUCAGCCCAGUUUUCAUGCUUGCAGAGCCAAUGAUGUUGACUGGCGUCUUUCUCCUUUUCUUCCUCACUUUUGUCACUUGCCAGCAAAUGGAUCUCUCUAUCCGCAAAUCCAAACAAGCAUGACUCACAUACCUUUUUCACUAGCACAGUGAAGAUUUUACUAUAUUCAGCUUGAAAUUUUACAAAUAUCUUGGCAGGAAGGCGUUUAGUAGUUGAUGAUGAAGUUUUGGUCUCCGUUUCUUUUUUUGGGAGAGAAGUUCCCUAUUCUUCACUGGGACUUGACGCUAAUAUUUACUUUAGCAUGCUUGUUGGUAUUAUGUAUCCUGCAGCAUUAGAUAACAAAAGACACCAAAACUCUCACGAUUCAUAGUGUAUUAUGAAACAACUCACUUUUGUCGUGUAUGUUGCUGAUUUAUAGUGCCCAAACUUUCUAUGCAAAGGAAUGUAUCAGAUUUUUAUGAGGAUUUGAAUAUCGCUCAAUUAAAAUUAUAAUAGAAUAAAUAAUCCAAGUUUGAGCAUGUUUGCUA